This is a messenger RNA of Sorex araneus (European shrew), 5253 nucleotides long. RefSeq names its product SPT2 chromatin protein domain containing 1 (gene SPTY2D1). The transcript is spliced from 6 exons. Bases 211 to 2247 code for a protein of 678 amino acids. The record is from RefSeq and is a predicted model, not a curated record. Gene Ontology annotation, molecular function: DNA binding; histone binding. Gene Ontology annotation, biological process: regulation of DNA-templated transcription; nucleosome assembly. Gene Ontology annotation, cellular component: nucleolus. NCBI's taxonomy places the organism in Eukaryota, Metazoa, Chordata, Mammalia, Eulipotyphla, Soricidae.
GGCAUCGGCCGGCGCCGGAAGUGGUCGUGCUGGGGAGGGGGAGAGCCGAGCGCUCGGUCGGGCGCUGCAGUUGGCUGGAGUCGGGCGCCGCGCUAAGGCGCCGCUGCGCUCCCCGGCGAGAGAGAGAGCGAGCGAGAGAGCGAGCUAGAGAGAGAGAGAGCGAGCGAGAGAGCGCGAGCCCGGCCCGGGUCUCCCCGCCGCUCGGCCGCCAUGGACUUCAGGGAGAUUCUCCUGAUCGCUUCCAAGGGGCAAGGGGUCAACAACGUGCCGAAACGGUACAGUUUGGCGGUGGGUCCUCCCAAAAAAGACCCUAAAGUUAAGGGUGUUCAAUCAGCAGCUGUACAAGCUUUUCUCAAACGAAAAGAAGAGGAGCUCAGAAGAAAAGCCUUAGAGGAGAAAAGGAGAAAAGAAGAACUAGUGAAAAAGCGAAUUGAGUUAAAACAUGACAAGAAAGCAAGAGCUAUGGCUAAGAGGACAAAGGAUAAUUUCCAUGGUUACAAUGGGAUUCCUGUGGAGGAAAAGUCAAAGAAGAGACAGGCAGUAGAAAGCCAUCCUAGCCAGGGGACAGAUCAGGAAUAUGAAAUGGAAGAAGUGGAUGAAUUCUUCGAAUACAGUCAGGCAGAAUCUGAUCAGGAAUAUGAAGAAGAACAAGAACCUCCCAAAGUUGAAAACAAACCAAAGGUCCCCCUUAAAAGUGCCCCGCCACUCAUGAACUUCACAGACCUCCUCAGGCUGGCUGAGAAAAAGCAACACGAGCCAGUGGAGAUUAAGGUAGUGAAGAAAAUAGAAGAGCGGCCCAUGACAGCAGAAGAACUUAGGGAACGAGAAUUCCUUGAACGAAAGCAGAGGAAAAAGAAGCCUGAGACAGAUGCAAGACUACCUCCAACCAAAAAGGCCCCCUCUCAGAGAGAAGGUGUGGGCACAAAGCUUAGCAGAGCUUCUGGGGACAAGCACCCUUCUUCCAAGGGUGGACCCCUUCCUCCUGCUGAGAAGAAACCCAGACUCAACACAGUCCAUGAAAAACCUUCAUCCAGAUCCAUUUCAGGAGAGAGGACCAAAGUAGGUUCUGGCAGUUGUUCCCAACGUUUACUUCGUGAAGGCCAUGACAGAACUGUUUUCAACGGGGCCGGGAAGCCCCACUCUAGCACCAAUUCACCAAGUGUCCCAAAGAUGUCUGCUAAAGGGACUCAGAAAUCUGCUACUGAGCACAAAGCCAAAAAACCUCCACCCCAACCUAGCCAUUCCCGACCUGCGUCCAUGGUCACGCCACCCAGUAAGACUAAGAGUCCAGGUGUCAGGCAACCAGGCAGUGGCUCCAGUUUGGUCCCUGGGCGUCCCAGCACAGGAACCGGUCGGCCCAUUGCUAAUUCUGGACCCAUGCCCAAACGCCAGAAUGGCAUCUCUAGUUCAGGUCCUGAGCGACCAGUCAUUGGGACCAAGAGGCCAGCCAGUGAUUUCAGUCCUGCUGGACGGACAGUCAGGCCUACACCUGGCCCUGGACGACCUGCAGGCAGCUCAAGUGGCCCUGGGCGGCCCGUCACUGGCUCAGGUGGUUCUGGGAAAUGUAUGGGCAGUUCUGGAGGCCCUGGGCGGCCCAUGAGCAGUCCACAUGAUCUUCGGCGACCAGUGAGUGGUACGGCCGGCCCUGGGCGGUCUGUCAGUGGCCCUGGGCGGUCAGUCAGUGGCUUAGUUGCAGCUGGACGGACUGUUGGCAUUUCAGGCCCUGGAAGACCAAUGAACAGCUCAGGACCUGGGCGAACACUUAGUAAUUCAGGUCCUGCCCCAAAGCCCAAGUGCACUGUUGUUUCAGAAACAAUUUCUUCUAAGAAUAUAAUUAGCCGGUCCAGCAAUGGACAGAUGAAUGGAAUGAAGCCUUCACUUGCAGGCUAUAGAUCUGCCCAAGGUCCUCAAAGACUGCCUUUCCCUAGUGGUUAUAAACGGCAACGAGAUUAUGAAGAGGAUGAAGAGGAGGAGGAAUAUGACUCUGAAAUGGAAGAUUUUAUCGAAGAUGAAGGAGAACCUCAGGAAGACAUAUCCAAGCACAUUCGAGAAAUCUUUGGCUAUGACCGGAAAAAGUACAAAGAUGAAAGUGAUUAUGCCUUACGUUACAUGGAAAGUAGUUGGAAAGAGCAGCAGAAGGAAGAAGCAAAGAGUUUAAGACUUGGUAUGCAAGAGGAUUUAGAGGAAAUGAGACGUGAAGAAGAAGAAAUGAAGCGCCGAAAGGCCAAGAAGCUGAAGAAGCGUUAGAUGAGACUUUAUUUUAUGAAAUUGUAGAGAUACUCUGCUGCAAAGAAGUUCUGCCUCCAGACUGAAGAAGCCCCUUUAUCAUUUUAGGUUUAUUCUUCGGUACUCAAGAAGGACACAUAUUUGCAGGCUGUCAUUUGAGCAUAAAGUAUUUUUUAAGUACUUUGCAGGGUGAAAUCUAUAAGGCAGAUGACAGAAUGCCCAGUGAAUGCCCUUAUGAAGUUAAUUGUUCGCAGAUGCCAGUAAUACUGGCAAGCUAUGCACUCAGUGGGGCCACUCACCAGUUAAUCAGUCUUUUGUUCCUUUGCUUCCUUUGAAAGGGAAGAAAAUGAAAGAUUCCCAUGACUUUCAUAAUUUUGCUGAUGGUAAUGAGCAGGGUACUUCCCAGCUCCCAAAUUAUUUUUUUCUUAGGAGUAACAGGCCCUUCCAUGAAUGUAGGCAGUAAUAAAGUGACUUGUUCUAAUCUGUGGACUGGAAACUUGGAAAUGUAGGCUUUAUAAUUAUAUGGACGUCACGUCUGACUUUGAAGAAAAAAAAAGUAGAAUAAAUUAUAUUGUAUUCUGUGUUCCUCAUGGAUUGGAUGCUGAGCAUUCUUACUGAUUUUAGGUGAUUAAGCAAUUAAGGAUAAUUGUCCCAUAUUAAAAUACAAGUUAUGUCAUUUACUACAAGAAUAUUCUUUUCCAAGUUUUCCUUUCAGAUUAUCCAUUUACUGUUGUGUUGACUUUAAUGUAAAAUGGACAAGGUCACUGUGCUGGUUUUUAUCUAAAAAAUCAUUUUUAUAUUGAAGGAAGAAUAUUUUAUUCAAACAUUACAUUUGGAAGCUUACUAGUUUAAAAAGUGACAUGUGAGACUCCCCUCCUUCCCAUUCCCCUUCUCCAUUAUAAAGAUAUUUUGGAAUACAAAGUGUCCCUGUACCUCUUGCUGUUAAUGACUUUGCAUCUUAAAUUCCUUAACAAUUAAUUAAUGGCAGAAACCAAAAACUAAAUUAAUGCAUAUCAAGAGCACCAACUUCUCUUUUUGCCCAUAUUGCACUUUUAUUUCAAACUAUGCACUGUGAAGAGAUUUUUUUCUCCUAGGUAGAAAAGAAGGUUCCCCAUUCUGAUGGUUGUGGGUCUUUCUUAAUUCUUACCUUUAGAUCUAUCGGCUUGAUAUUUCUUAAGCCGCAAGGCCAAACAAUUCAAUCAGACUGACCCCUAGAUCUGGCUGGGGAGAAGUCUCAAAGGCAGCAGAAAAUGAGAUACGAUGCUAGAGAGUAUUUGUCCUUGAUGAUUAUAUAUAUAUGUGUGUGUGUAUGUAUAUAUGUAUAUACAUACACAUAUAUAUAUAUAUAUAUAUAGCGGGUUGGGGACAGUAGAAAAUAAGCUUAUCAAUUCCACAAUAAACAUUGUGGAUAUUAAGCCAUUGGACGGUGGGGAGUAGGAAGUAGGAGAGAUUUUCCUACAAAGAAUCCUAAGCUCUUCAACACAUCCAAAAGUUUUGUAUGUUCCUUUUUACCCAGUCUUAUUUAUUCCUAUUUGAUAUAGAUUAGUUUCUUUUUAGUGGGAUGACUUUGUGACCCAGAGUGGAUCAUUUUGAAUUGUAUUUCAAACUUUAUGUGCAGGGAUUUAAUUCUGAAGAUGAAUCCUGUAGGAAAGGGGUCUUCCAUCACUAGGAACAGUACCCUGAUGCUUCAGAAAACUGUUACAUUGGUGGCAAAAUAUCUUACUCCUCAUCUCAAAUAGCUUCACUGUAAUUGAUUUUAAAGCAGUGUCAUGUACUGUGAAGGUUUGGAACUAUUCCCUUUGCCAUCACUUAUGUGCUUUUAUUUUUCUUCUCCCAGAUUUAUUUUCUUGGAAGUGGUUUUCUUUCCACUACUUAGACUCUUAAUUACAAUCAAGUGCUUGACACAGCUGAAAGGUUUCUGGUGGCUUAAAAUUUUCUAGCACUUUACUCAAUGCAGUUAUUUGUACAGAGAAGCACCUUUGUGCUAAUAUCCCAACUUUGGUAGGAAGAGUCAGGAUGUGUCCUUAACUCUCUCACUUCUGAGUGCAUUUCUUCUAUAACAGAGGUGUUGGUUUUUAUCUUUUUCACCAUCAACAUUAUGAACUGGUAUUUCUGAUGCUCAUUUUAGAAAGUUUGGAGUCUUUUAAACUUGGCCUUGUUUCUGAAUCCUGUCUUCCACCUACCUUGUCCUGCAAUUCCUGACGACUCUUACUAAAAGCUCACAAACUUUUCAAGAAACUGAACUAGAAUCUUUUAUCAAGGUUUACAAAUUAAGUGCUUAAUUUUUAAUGUAUCCUCUUGAUUUUCAGAUGUUAUUAAUUCGAUAUUUGAAAAAUGUGCCUUUUAUUGGGGUAAUAUUAAUUCAGGAAUGUAGUAAUGUUAUUUCAUGAUUGUAAUGUUACAUGAUCAUGGUUGCACCUUUCUCCUAACAGAUGAUGUAAAAGGAAAGUAGUUUUCAUAAAACUCAUGGCUCUGAUUGCACUGUCCCACUUACUUUUGAUGUUACUGUGUCAAAGCAAGGGGCUUUUAAGGCUACUUUCAGAACGUGUCUUUGUAUUUUCUCUAAAAUGUAAAUGCAAUAUAUGUCCACUUGGAGGUCAGGGUACCACAUGUCACAGGCAACCUUACAUGUGUGCCAUGAGGAGAUUCAAAGACUUAACAAAAAGAAAGUCUGUGGGAACUUGGAAUUUCAUUUUUAUUUAAAAUGUAAUGCCCAAGAUUUUCUCCAAGAAAUGAAUUACUGUUUUGUAUGUUAUAACUUAAAAGCAGCUAUUAGUACAUUUCUGAGAUAUAGCAGGAGACCAAAACAUGUUUGGAAAGAGAAUAAAUAUAUGGAGAAACUGGUUGUUUUAUUUUCAAUGUGCCGAAUAUGUUAGACUACUAUUUAUUUUGUGAGUGGAUGUGAUGAAAUAAAUAUUCAGGUGUUUAGUGUAUGAUUAAGAGUGGAAUAUAGAUUUUUUUUUUGAAGUUAUAAUUCGUGUCUUUCACAUAAUGGACAAAUCAAUUAAAGAACAUUUUUUUUACAUA